Messenger RNA from Solanum stenotomum, 2330 nucleotides. RefSeq names its product wall-associated receptor kinase 2-like. Gene Ontology annotation, biological process: protein phosphorylation; cell surface receptor signaling pathway. Gene Ontology annotation, molecular function: calcium ion binding; protein serine/threonine kinase activity; ATP binding. Lineage: Eukaryota; Viridiplantae; Streptophyta; Magnoliopsida; Solanales; Solanaceae. The record is from RefSeq and is a predicted model, not a curated record. Gene Ontology annotation, cellular component: plasma membrane. Bases 24 to 2330 code for a protein of 768 amino acids. The transcript has 3 exons.
UCCCUAUAUAGUCUCCUUUAACAAUGGCUCCUAAUUACGUGAUGAUAGUUGCUCUGAUAACAUUUAUUUGCUUUUCACUAUCUUUUGGUGAUGAUGCUAUGUUACCAACGUCACACAACAAUCUCAUAGCCAAACCUAACUGCAAUGAAAGUUGUGGAAAUAUCAGCAUCCCUUUCCCAUUUGGUAUGACCCCAGAUUGCAUUCUACGCGAUCAGUUCCUUGUCACUUGUGAUUACUCCUUAAAUCCUCCCCAGCCUUUUUUAAAAAACAGCAGUAUUGAAAUCAAAAGCAUAUCUCUCGCUGGGCAACUUAACGUCUUAAAGCUCAUAUCGAGAGAUUGUUAUCGUGAUGGGAUAAGAACGAAUAGAAACAAGCCAAUAAUAUCUUUACCAUCAUUGUUAACUGUGAACAACACUGUGAAUAGGUUCAUUGCCGUUGGCUGUGACACAUAUGCCAUUGUUCAGGGUUAUUAUACCAAGUUUGGAGCUAAAAUCGAGUAUCCCUCCUACAUAACAGGAUGCAUGUCCAUGUGUAAGAGUAUUGAUGAUGCUGUUAAUGGUAAUAAAAACUCAUGUUCUGGGGUCGGUUGUUGCCAGACAUCCAUCCCUAAGGGAGCAUGGAAUGUCACCAUAACACUAAGCAGCUAUUAUAAUUAUAACUAUACUAAUAUGACAAAUAACCCUAGUUGCAGCUAUGCUUUUGUGGUCGAUCAAGCUAAUUUUAACUUUUCUAAGAGUUACCUCAGCAGUUUGCAGAACACGAAGAAGCUUCCUCUUGUGCUAGAUUGGGCAGUUGGUGAAGACAAAUGUAAAAUAGCUAAGACAAACUCGACUGCAUAUGCAUGUAAGAGUAACAACAGCUAUUGCCAUGAUGAUUCAAAUGGUUAUCGAUGUUCCUGCAUGCAAGGAUAUGAUGGGAAUCCAUACCUGAUAGAUGGUUGUCAAGAUAUCAAUGAAUGUGUAGAUCCGCAACCAGAUUAUAUGUGUGUCAAAAAUGCCAUUUGCAACAAUACAGAUGGGAAUUAUACAUGCACAUGCCGUCCAGAUUUCAGUGGCGAUGGUUAUACUGAAUGCAAUCGUGACAAUCCUCAGAGAAUAAUUCAGAAUAUUUAUCUUAUUAUAGGCAUUACAGCAGGGGUUGCUUUAAUAGUUAUUAUAGUAUUUGGCUGGUCAUAUACUGCAUUCCAGAGGAGAAAAAUGUCAAUGAUGAAAAAGAGGUUUUUUCAAGAAAAUGGUGGAUUAGUUCUACUGCAACGACUCAAAGUGGAAGAGAGAUCAAGUAAUACUAAUACAGUAAAGAUUUUCACAGCGGAAGAGCUAGAAAAGGCAACUAAUGGCUUUGACAAAGAUAGAGUUGUUGGUCAAGGAGGUUUUGGAACUGUGUACAAAGGAUAUCUAAAAGAUAAUUGCAUCGUUGCCAUAAAAAAGUCUAAGGUAAUUGAUCGCAAUCAAAUUGAACAAUUCAUAAAUGAAGUCCUUGUCCUUUCCCAAAUCAACCAUAGAAAUGUGGUUAAGCUCUUAGGUUGUUGCCUCGAGACGGAAGUUCCACUAUUGGUGUAUGAAUUUAUCAGCAAUGGAACACUUUCUGAACACUUACAUGAUAAAUUAAAGGCGUCAACUCUUUCUUUGGAUAUUCGUCUGAAAGUUGCUGCAGAAACUGCUGGAGUACUUUCCUACUUGCACUCUGCAGCUUACCCUCCUAUCAUCCAUAGAGAUAUAAAAUCAGUCAACAUUCUUUUAGACAAAAACUACACAGCCAAAGUGUCUGAUUUUGGAGCAUCCAGGUUGGUUCCUGCUGAUCAAACAGAGCUAUCUACAUUGGUUCAAGGAACUCUAGGAUAUCUAGAUCCUGAAUACUUGCAAACAAGUCAACUCACUGAAAAAAGUGAUGUAUACAGUUUCGGAGUAGUGCUUGUAGAGCUCCUAACCGGUAGAAAGGCUCUAUGUUUUCAAAAACCUGAAGAAGAGAGAAGUCUAGCUCAAUAUUUCAUAUCUUCAGUGGAAAAGGGUCAUUUGUUUGAUAUUCUUGACGACAAUAUAGUCUGUGAUGAGGGAAAUGUAGGGCAAUUGAAAAAUGCUGCCGUGCUUGCACAAAGGUGCUUAAAUAUUAAAGGGGAUGAUCGACCUAUAAUGAAGGAAGUUGCUGCAGAACUGGAAGCUGGAUCUAGAUUGAAGCACUCGUGGGCUCAAAUUGAUCAACAUUCAGAGGAGAUAGAGUCCUUAUUGCACGACACUCAACCGUUGGGAUUUGGAUACGAAUAUAGUGAACAAAGUGUCCAUAUUGAUAGUAUAACGAGCCACGUAACUUUACCAUUUCCUGGAGGAAGGUGA